AUGGAAAGUGGCCUGCAAAGCCUCCUCAACCUCCUGAUAGUUGUGCAGUUCAUAAUUGGGAAUUUGAGCAAUGGAUUUAUACUGCUGAUAAAUCUCAUUGACUGGGUCAAUAAAUGAAAGCUCUCAUCAGUUGAUCAAAUCCUCAUCUUCUUGGCAAUUUCCAGAAUUGGACUCAUCUGGGAAAUACUAGGAAGUUGGUUGUACUCUACAUACUUAUUUCCAAAGUAUCAGCAACUACGACUAAGUACUAUUUAUAUCUGGAUAUUGUUCAAUCACUUUCGUCUCUGACUUGCUACAGUUCUCAGCAUCUUUUAUUUGCUCAAAAUAGCCAGGUUCUCCAGACCUAUUUUUCUCUACCUGAAGUGGGGAGUAAAAAAAGUGAUUCUGAUAAUACUGCUAGGAACCUUGCUGUUCUUGUUUUUAAAUAUGAUACAAAUAAACACACAUAUUGAAGACUGGAAAUAUGGACGUGAAAGAAACACAACUUGGAAUUCCACAGUGAGUAAUUCUAUAAUGUUAUCAAAGAUCAUCAUAUUCAACAUGACCAUGUUCUCCCUCACACCGUUUCUUGUGGCCCUGAUCUCUUUUCACCUGCUUAUCAUCUCCUUAUGGAAACAUCCCCAGAAGAUGCAGCUCAAUUGCAAAGGACACAGAGAUCCCAGGACCAAGGCCCAUAUCGAUGCUUUGAAAACUGUGGUCUCUUUCCUCCUACUCUACACCAGUUACUUUCUGCCCCUUCUCAUGUCAUGGAUUUCUCAUAUACAUCUUCUUAAAUUGGUCCACAUACUUUCUGUGACUAUUUCACUCAUCUAUCCUUCAGGUCAUUCACUUGUCCUGAUUCUGGGAAACUCCAAAUUAAGGCAGGCCUCUCUUUCUUCACUGAGGCAGGUAAAAUGUGAGACAAAGGAUGAGAACCUCACUACUGCAUAA
Chinchilla lanigera (long-tailed chinchilla) is the source of this 930-nucleotide messenger RNA. RefSeq names its product taste receptor type 2 member 13-like. Gene Ontology annotation, biological process: G protein-coupled receptor signaling pathway; sensory perception of taste; detection of chemical stimulus involved in sensory perception of bitter taste. Gene Ontology annotation, molecular function: G protein-coupled receptor activity; bitter taste receptor activity. The transcript has a single exon. The record is from RefSeq and is a predicted model, not a curated record. Lineage: Eukaryota; Metazoa; Chordata; Mammalia; Rodentia; Chinchillidae. Gene Ontology annotation, cellular component: membrane.